AGUUACACAAGACUAACUCACUACACAGCACCUUCUCUUCCUCCAUCUCUCCAUCCCUAGCUCCCCAUCAUGGCCAAAAAUCUUUUCAUCCUCUUCCUCCUCACCCUCUUAUCCUCUUUGCAGAUUCACGCCAGAGAUCCACAACUUUUCAACAAAAUCCCCAGCAACAAUGGUGCAAAAGAGACCCAAGUGGCAGUACCAACAAGUGAGGAGACAUUGAACAACAAACAAGAACAAGAGCCAAACUUCAUCCCUGAAAACGAAAAUGGUGGCUAUGGUCUUUAUGGCCACGAGUCAGGCCAACUCCCUCCGUCCACCACCACAACCACCAACCCCAGUGGUGAACCCUACAAAGCCACCACUAACCUUCCAUACAACAAUGAACCAAGAGAUUCCUACCCCAAGUACUUGCCCAAGAACUACAACACCGAGUCCAAUGUGACUGAACCGGAAGGUUACAGACCACAAAACAACCAACCAAGAGAAUCCUACCCCAAGUACUUGCCCAAGAACUACAACGCCGAGUCCUAUGUGACUGAACCGGAAGGUUACAGACCACAAAACAAAGAACCAAGAGAAUCCUACCCCAAGAACUACAACACCGAGUCCUAUGUGACUGAACCGGAAGGUUACAGACCACAAAACAACAACUACAACAGCAACAACUUCUACAAUGGUGAAAAUACCUACUACAACAACGAGAAACAAGGUUUGGGUGAAAGCACUUACUACAACAAUGAGCAACAAGGUUUGGGUGAGACUAAAUUGUUGGGCAAUAGCUACACCAAUCCAAGCAACAACAGAAACAACUACUACAACAACCAAAACAACAAGAACAACUAUGGUGCUAGCAACAGUUACUACAAUGGAGAGCAACAAGGUUUGAGUGAUACAAGAUCCAACAGCAACAACUACUACAGUUACAAUGGCGGAAAUGCUAACGGUGGAGCGCAGAAGAAAGGGAUGAGUGAUACGAGGUUUUUGGAAAAUGGCAAGUACUUUUAUGAUAUUAGCAUGGAACAGAUUUUGAACCGUGGCCUAUAUGGAGCAAACAACAGAGGAUACUAUUGGAAUGAUAAUCAGAAUUCUUAUAACAAUUAUCAGGACCAGGAGCAGUUCCAGAACUUCCAGGACGAGGAUGACAUGCCUUGAGAUAUCCCAGCCUUGUGUCAGCAAAGAUGAGAAUGAUUUUGAUUACAUUACAUGUGGUGUUUUGAGAGUUAAAUUAUGCCUAAUUAGCAUAAAAAUGUUUAAAUUGUUAUAGAUUUAUUUAUGGGGUUUUCGUUUGUUUUUUUUUUUUUUUACUAUAGUUAAUUUCAUGCUUUGAAAAAACUACAGUGUGGGAGUAUGAUUCUGUAACUGGCCAUGAUAUUGGGCAAUUCAAUAAAUUGUACAUUAAUUACCUUGAAGUGAACCUUGGAUCAAAGAAAUUCCGUUGGC
Coffea eugenioides is the source of this 1440-nucleotide messenger RNA. Its product is annotated as protein E6-like. Bases 70 to 1152 code for a protein of 360 amino acids. The transcript has a single exon. NCBI's taxonomy places the organism in Eukaryota, Viridiplantae, Streptophyta, Magnoliopsida, Gentianales, Rubiaceae. The record is from RefSeq and is a predicted model, not a curated record.